Messenger RNA from Cucurbita moschata (crookneck pumpkin), 1169 nucleotides. RefSeq lists its product as uncharacterized. The record is from RefSeq and is a predicted model, not a curated record. NCBI's taxonomy places the organism in Eukaryota, Viridiplantae, Streptophyta, Magnoliopsida, Cucurbitales, Cucurbitaceae. The transcript is spliced from 2 exons. Bases 44 to 1045 code for a protein of 333 amino acids.
UUCUUCUUCUCCAUCUUUACGAUUCCUUAGAGCAAAAACCAACAUGGCAUGGCUCGAGAUCGUCGAUAUCGUUCAAGAAACCUACGAAAUCAUCCUCACGUGGCGAAAAAUUUUCACCCAAAUUGCUCUUUCAUUGAUUCUACCUCUUACCUUCAUCUUCUUGGCUCACAUAGAGAUUUCAAAUCUUCUCUUUGGCAACUUCUUCCAUUACCUAUGGUUGCUACACAAAAACGACCACGAUCAAGAUCUUCAAAAAUUCGAUGAAUUCUCGGAUCUCAUCACUCCUAAAUGGACCUUCUUUUGGCUCUUCAACAUCUCGUACAUCGUCUUCCUCUUCGUUUUCUCUCUCCUUUCAACCUCCGCCGUGGUUUAUACCGUCGCUUGCAUACACACCGGUCGAGAGAUCUCUUUCAAGCAAGUCGUUAGCGUCGUGCCCAAGGUUUGGAAGCGACUCAUAGUGACAUUUUUUUGUGUUUUUGCUUCCUUCUUCGCAUACAAUCUCCUCGCGAUAUUUGCUUUUAUUUUACUUCUUUUCAUUCUCCUAAUACAAUACGGACCAUAUGGCAAUGUCAAUGGUUCAAUCUUCGUCGUGUUCUUCGCUAUCUACUUCAUUGGCUUAUUAUAUUUGAGCGUCACAGUGCAACUUUCAAGCGUCGUCUCGGUUUUAGAAGAGUCGUGUGGAUUUAAAGCAAUGGCAAAGAGCAAGGCACUAUUGAAGGGAAAGAUGUUAGUAGCCACAAUCAUGUUGUUGCUCAUCAAUGCCUCUUUAGUGAUCAUUCAACAAGCUUUUUUGAAGCUUGUUGUUCAUGGAGUUUGGUUUGGGAUGGUGGGGAGGGGUAUUUUGGGAAUAGUGUGUUUGUUCUUGCUCUUGAGUUUCUUCUUAUGGCAGCUUGUGUUGGAGACGGUAUUGUAUUUUGUCUGCAAAGAACACCACCAAGAGAAUAUCGACAAGUCGGCGCUGUCCAAUCAUCUUCAAGUUUAUUUGUUGAAUGGUUAUGUUCCUUUGACGGGUAAAAAUGUUGAGCUUGAAAACCUUGAAGUUUGAUUUGUUCAAACGUAGGAUUGGCUUGUUUUGUUGGGAUUGUGUUUAUAUGUUGUGUUUCUCUUUUGUUUGGUACGAGGAAUUAAGGAAAAAGGUUGUACUUUUUUAACAUAUUUUGUCUAUAAUA